AUGCGACAGAUUGUUUCGCUCUUUUCCGCGCGGAAAGAGACGAAUCAGAGGACCAAGAAGAAGCGAGAGAGAGAGAAUACCACUGCAGUAAUACGCAUGUCCGAAGUGUACUCUCUGGAACCUCCAACUUCCGGCAAAGUCAUCCUCCACACCACGCACGGGGAAAUCGACAUCGAACUGUUUUCCAAGGAAUGUCCGCUCGCCUGUCGCGCGUUCGUUCAACUCUGCGCGAGCAAGUAUUACGAACAAAACGUCUUCCACCGCAUCGUGAAAGGAUUUAUGGUACAAACCGGAGAUAAAACCGGAACCGGGAAAGGAAACGGGUGGAAAGAAGGCGAGAAGUUUAAGGAUGAGUUUCACAGCAGGAUUUCCUUCAACGCGCGAGGCCAAGUGGCGAUGGCGAACGAAGGGAAACGAAACUCGAACGGGUCGCAAUUUUUCAUCACCGUAGACAAGUGCAGACAUCUGGAUAGGAAACACACGAUUUUCGGGAAAGUCGCAAAUCAGACGUUUUAUAACGUCCAACGAAUCGCAGAGUGCGAGUGCGAAGGAGAGACGCCGGUUGGGGAGCCGUUGCCGAGGAUUGUACGGACGGAGGUGGUGUGGAAUCCGUUCGCGGAUAUCGUCGUCGCAGUUCCCGAGGAGAAGUCGGAGGAGAAGAAGGAACAGCCGAAAGCGAAGAAGAAGAAGCAGAAAGCAAACGUGGGGUUGUUAUCGUUUGGUGACGACGAGGAAGUGGUGGAAGACGAGGACGAGAGGAAAGAGAAGAAAGCGAAGAAGCAGAAGAUUGCGUCGGCGCACGACGUCGUCGAGGAAGGGUCGAAUAAGAAAUUCGCCAAAGUGGACGACGAGGAGUACGGAAAUGUUUUGAAAAAGACGGAAGAGGAAACGAGAGAAAACGAAAAGAAAGCGAAAGAUUUAGAGGAAAAAAUGAAAGCGAAAAUGCGCGAGAAAAGAGAGAAAGUAUCAGGAAACGGCGGCGAGAAAUCGUCUUUGGCGAUGUUGUCGGAGAUGAACGUGCACAUUUCCGAGGAGGAGCGCAAACGCAUCGAGAAGGCGAAGAAAGCGAGAGAGAAGCAAGCGAAAGCGGAAAGGAAACUGGAGCGAGAGAGACACAAGAAGAAUAAACUGAAGAAACUAGGACUAGGGAAGGCGCUUGUCACCGAAGACGAUAAAGCGCUCAUGUCCAACCACGAAGUCAAACGCGCCGAGGCGAAACUGCGGAAUCGAAGAGUCGUGGAUCGCGAGAAAGAUACGCUGGCUAAAUUACAAAAGUUCAACGAAAAGUUACACGAAGGAGGAGAAAACAAAAACGCAGAAAGCAAUAAGAAAGCACGCGAUGGUUUCGUCGGCGUCUCCAAAUUCGUCCCGGAAGGUUUGUACUACAUGGAAGACGUCGACGAAGACGGCAACGAAAUACGCAAAGACGACGAUUCAGACGACGACGAUAAAGAUUGGCGAGCGCACUCGUUACAAUUCGACAAAGAUGGCGGUCAAAGCACCGCAGCCUCGCAUUACUUAGCCUCCGCGGACGAUUACGAAGUUUUAGAUCCGAGGAAACCGUUAACGGGCGAAAUCGGCACGCGUCAGGCCAAAAAUGUUAACAGACGCUCGCACUAG
Bathycoccus prasinos is the source of this 1620-nucleotide messenger RNA. RefSeq lists its product with no specific name. The record is from RefSeq and is a predicted model, not a curated record. The transcript has a single exon. Gene Ontology annotation, molecular function: peptidyl-prolyl cis-trans isomerase activity. Lineage: Eukaryota; Viridiplantae; Chlorophyta; Mamiellophyceae; Mamiellales; Bathycoccaceae. The coding region runs from base 1 to 1620 and encodes 539 amino acids. Gene Ontology annotation, cellular component: catalytic step 2 spliceosome. Gene Ontology annotation, biological process: protein peptidyl-prolyl isomerization; protein folding.